AAUAAACACAUCAUAUCAUUCCUUAACUGUAUAUAGCCUACUGUUGGGUGGAAACGAUCGCAUCACGCUGUCAAUCACUCUCUCUUGAACUUUGUGAACUUUCUCUUCUCACAGCAACAUAUACUGAAUGGGUCUAUGACUCGCGCUAUAGAAAGAGCCCAGAUGGCACAAUCCAUCUGGCUUACAUCUAUUUGAGACGUAUUGCAAGUGAUCAAACUACUGUAUGUAUUGCAGAUGUAAAUGCAGACAUCAAAUAGAUGUAAGAACAUUUUCUGGUAUAUAUAUUUUUAUUUAAUAAAUAAGUUAUAGAUGUUCUUCCAGAGCAACCCAAAAUUUUUUUCUUAAUAGCCACAUGUCUAACAGGCUUCAGGACAGAAAGCAUUCAGAGCAGUCUGAUCUAAGCAAUAUGCUUUUGUUCAUAUAAUUUACACAUUCAUAAAUACUGUAUCUACAUACUGUACCAACUAGGGUUGUUCCAAAUGAUGAUAAUAUCGUGUAUUGACGAUCCUCAGACCUAUCGUCGAUAGCUGAUUCCCUAGACCAGUGGUUACCAAAGUGGGGGUCACGACCACCCGGGGGGUCGCGAGAUGAUUUACAGAAACGUAUUAUUAUUAUUUUUUUUUAAAGGUAAUGAUACAAGUAUAAAUUUAGGAUAAUUAAAAUAAACUGGAAUUAAAAAUUUGUUUGCUCCGAUUAAUUAAGACAGUGUGACGGCAUCAAUCACGUGCAGCACAACAACAUUCGCUAGCUAGCUAGAUGCACAUUUGGUGUUUUGUUAAAUAGCGAUCGGUCUAAUUUGAGAUCUAAACUUUAUAAAAAAUGAAACGGGGGAUAUUAUCAUCAAAAGAAAACGAGAAGGGACCAGAGAUGCCUGCUGAUGAGAGAGCGGGAUCAGCAGAAAAUACAGAGGGCAGAGAAGAGGAUGAGCCGCCAGGACUACCCUCCACCUCUGGAAGGGCAGCCCGCCAAACCUGUGCUCCGCAAAUGGACCAUCCCUCCUCGAAAGCCAGAAAAUACAGGGAGGAAUACAUAAACUAUGGUCUCACGUGCAUUGUUAUAAAUCAGGUACAACACCCUCAAUGCGUUGUGUGCUCCGAAGUCCUCGCACAUGAGAGUUUGAAGCCCGUGAAAAUGCAAAGACACCUGAACACCAAACACCCCAGCCUCACAGAUAAACCCACUGACUUUUUCCGCAGAAAGGAGAAAGAGUUACAGGGACAAAAAAAGUCAUUUUUAAACAAACAACUAUCCCCACUAAAGCUCAGAAGGCUUCAUAUGAAGUGGCAUAUUUAAUUGCACGGACCAAAAAGCCACACACAAUUGGAGAAACUUUAAUCAAACCAGCAGCAAUAGUUAUGAGUCGCAUCAUGCACGGAGAUAAACUGGCCGCUGAGCUGGAACAAGUGCCGCUCUCUGAUGGGACUGUAUCCGGCCGCAUUACAGACAGGGCUCAGGAUAUCAAGUGUCAACUGAUUGACAAAGUGAAGAAGAGUGGGAGGUACGCCUUACAACUGGAUGAAUCCACAGACGUGUCCAGCACCGCUCAACUCCUUGUAUUUGUCAGAUAUAUUUUUGAGGGGAAACUACACGAGGAAAUGUUAUUUUGUACGCAACUGAAGGGAUCAUGCACGGGCGAGGACAUUUUCAAUAAACUGGACAGCAAACUUAAAGAUGAAGGACUAUCUUGGGGCGAGUGCAUAUCAGUGUGCACAGACGGAGCUGGGGCAAUGCUGGGAAAAAAGAAAGGACUAAAGGCACGAGUCCUCCAAGUUGCACCUCACCUCAAUUUCACGCACUGCAUCAUACACAGAGAAGCCCUCGCAUGCAAAACCCUGAAUGCGGAGUUUAAACAUGUUCUUGACACUGCUGUGAAGAUUGUUAAUUACAUAAAAUCACGUCCACUGAACACACGACUGUUUUCCACUCUCUGUAAUGAAAUGGGAUCAGAGCACAAAGGCCUGCUCCUACACACAGAAGUCAGGUGGCUGACGCGAGGAAAUGUGCUGAGACGCCUGUACGAGCUGCGGGAUGAGGUGCGCAUUUUCCUCACAGACCAAAGAUCCCCACUUGCUGAGCAUCUGUCUGAUGCUGACUGGGUGACAAGACUGGCAUAUUUGUCAUGUAUUUUUGAAAAACUAAACGGACUUAAUGUGUCCCUGCAAGGUGAAAACACAAACAUCUUGUACCUUAAUGAUAAAGUGCAGGAAUUUGCGAGAAAGCUGGUGCGUUGGAGAGAGAGAGAGUGGAAAUGGGACGCAUAGACAUGUUUUCUGAACUGGAAGAAUUUAUGGAGGAAAAUGCACUCAGUGUUAACAGCAUCAAGGCAUCUGUUACUGCUCACCUUCAGUCCCUUUUGGAUCCAUUUCAUAAGUAUUUCCCUGAGGGAUACGCUCCCGACCAAUAUGACCGGAUAAGGUCACCAUUUAAUGUGACCACGGCAAAUCAUUUGGCGUCAGAUAUGGAAGAUGCGCUGAUAGAACUUUCAACCGAUCGAAUCCUGAGGACGGCAUUUGACGGCAAGACGCUGGAUGAGUUCUGGGUUUCUGUCGCGCUGGAAUAUCCACAGUUGUCGAAAGCCGCGUUGGAUGUACUCUUGCAAUUUGGCUCAACGUAUUUAUGCGAAAAGACAUUCUCCGCGCUGACUUAUGCGUGUUACAGGCAGCUUGUUCGUAUUCUGUCUGUAAGCACUUCACAGUUAUGGGAUGUAAUCGUUUUUUGUUAAUAAAAUAGCCUGGCUUAGAGAUUGAGCUCCUUUUUGUUUUAGCUCUGUCAGUAUGUAACCAAAUCGCAAAUCCUUACAAGCUGUCGUAGGAAAACAGAGAGGAGAAAGGAGGGGGGGGGUCGCGGGUCGUCAGCAGUCUAAUAUUGAGGGUCGUGGUCUGAAAACUUUGGGAACCCCUGCCCUAGACGAUGGUUGGCUGUUUGGUAAUAUAUGUUGCAAAUCAAUAUUACAAACGCGCAUUAUACAUUUCUUAAUGCAAGAGAGCUUGCAAUGCACGCGGCUUUGGCUUUUUCUCAUGCAAGAGAGAGUUUAUAAUGUGCCGGCUUUGAGUUUUCAGCGCAAGAGAGAGCUUGUGAUGCGCACUGCUCAGGCUUUUCCUCGCAGGAAUUGCUCUGCCUGUGAGGGUUUAAAGCCAGCAUACGAAAUGUUCCCGUUUGGCAAUCACGUCAUAACAGAGCUCACGGGCAUCAAUAGUUUACUUUCUCUUGUUUAGAAGGUUGCGGUGGAAAGUAACAAUGUUGCCAACUGCACUGAACUUAAACUCUGAUAGAAUGCUAAUUGCAGUCACAUUUCUAGACACGUAAGCUUCCGUUGUUUUAAACAAAUCCAGUUUGUCAUAAAUAAAUGUGUAAUUGCCCCGCCCCUUAAUACUAUCAUGUAUCGGCGAUCCACAGGCUGGCGAUAGCACGAUCUGACUACAGAGAAUAUCACCCAACACUAGUACCAACAAUGUUUGGCUAAAAGGCGUAAGUGAAUGAUCAAGAGCGAAAGACAGUGCUGUGCUGUAUUUUAACUCUGAGUAAGUUGCGUGCAGCUAAAGAUUUUAAACCAGACGAAAUGAUUUAUUAUUUAUCGGCUACAAUAUAUCGGCCUUAAUUGUAUUAUCCACCGAUAACAUUAAAAAUGACCAUUAAUCGGACGAUAGCGAUAUGGCCGAUAAUUUAUUUUGCGUCCCUAAUUAUAAUCCAAUGGAGUAAACCGUGUUUUCAAAAAAAUUCCUGACCUCUUGUUUAAAUGCCAGGGCCGGCGUCUUUUUCUGCAGCUCAGAGCAUCUUUUGAAAUUGAAACUUUUCUUAAAAAUGCUCUACGUCAAGCUCCUCAAGCUAACCAGUGACAACAUGCAAGGAAUGUGAUUGGUCGAGACGGCUCAAGCUCGAAAAAAUAAAAUGGCGGCCGAAACGCCCAUUGGAGCAUAGUAUAGUAUAAAUCAAAAUUUUAUUUUCCCUUUCAAUAACUUUUGAUGACAUUUCUAGUGAUAAUUUAUAAUUGUAGUUUGUAAAUAGAUUAUUGGCUAUAGCAAAGACACUCUCUGUUUAUGCUGCCUAUAAAUCCUGUCUCUCUGAAGUUUGAUUUUUACUUCUGCGUCAGACCUACAUCUCUACGCCGUAGGCUACGUGUCGGUUUUGAUACUGUGACGUUGUUGUCCGCGUCGACAGGCAGUGACCACUAGGCAAGUAAACAGUCACUUUUGCAGAUUUGAGAUGUUAAAUACAGAAGUACAAAUAAUUUAAUUAUAUAAUUAAUUCGAAAAUGCAUUAUAGUUAACGUGACUCCAUCCCAGAGUUUUUUAAACUGAGGAAGGGAUUCACACAGACCAAUCACAGCGUCCGUGUUGGGUCUCCUUUGAGUUGACCAGUUGUUACAUUUUUGGAGAGGUGCGCGUCAGGCUACGGCGUAGGGUACGCGGCUCUACGAAGGCGUAGGCUACGGCGUAGAUCCGUGACGAGACCAUAAAUUGCGCUUAAGCUGCCUGCGUGCACAAAUGCAAUCUUUGAACAUUAAAGGCUGCUAUUUGUAAGCACAACACGCUCUGGGUUCAGCCUAAUACCGGACCGAGCGUGUUUGAACACGACGCUACUGGUCUAAUUGGAUUCAAUGCUAAGCUAUGCUAAAAGUGCUAUCGCCAGACCCAGAGAUCGGCUGAAUAGAUUCCAAAACUGUAAAACUCAUUUUAUUAAAUCUAGGGGAGUUGAAGAAUGAUCCUUUUUCCAAAACAUUUGGAGAGUUCCUUUAACUAAUUACAGGCAACAGUCCAGUUCAACAGUUAAAACAGGGUAAAUAGCAGACCUGCGCACUACUGCAGACUUCUGCUGACUAUUCGCUUCUCCUAAAUUACAAGAGUAAUCAGCAGUUUAAAUGCAUUUACGGUCGAUUGAACACGCCACAGAUUAUUGUCUAAUGCUCCAGGAUUCUUCAGUCCGAACCGGUCAAUCCUGGUCUGCCGCUUAGCUGUCCGUGGCAAGUUUGCGGCAUGAUUUUGAAACAGAACUCAUGCAUAGAGGACGCGAUGUGCCCAGUUGAACUACAUUCAUUCACUAACACACCCAAGGAUGAAAUUUGCUAGCCAGGAUCGAAGCCGCCUCUUGUCUUUGAGAUCCCCACCAGGAAUUGCUUUGCCCCCGCGAGAUGGAAUUCAACACUGCUGUCAUCGGAGACUCAAUCAUCUGGAACGUAUGUGGUUCCUCUACUAAAGGUAAGGUGCACAUUCAAUGCUUUCCUGGUGCCGUGAUCAACAUUUUUCUGCACAGAUAUCCACGAUCCUGAAGGGCCAGGAACUUUGGAGCAGUCAUGCUGCCCGCAGGGGUGAUCAACAUCAGGAUGUGCCAGUCGGAGAUCCUAAAGAGGGACUUCGGAACUCUGAUUGAGACGAAGUUGUCUUUGCUGUAUAACAGGCAGGAGGUCUCUGAGAUCAUCCUGCUGUACAUACUUGAGGUCAUCUAUUGAUUCCAGACAUGAGCUUAAUGCUGCCGCUCAACUGUUAACUGGAACAAGGAAAAGGGAACAUAUUUCACCAGUGUUGAUCUCUCUCCUCUUGCUCCCAGGGAACAUUGAUCAACUAGCCUUCAGUUGACCGUUUCAAGGACAUGCUUGAAAUCGAAAGGAGUUCAGGCCUUUUCAGAAGCUGCUCCAAAGCUACAGAAAAAUUGACCACCUUAUAUAAGAAGUGCACCAACAUACGCUGUUGUGAAUUCACUUCUAAAAACGUAUUUAUUUAGGGUUGCAUAUGGUCAUAAGUAAGCACAGUGACAUAACUGUAGUGUACUAUCUGUCGCUGUGUUCUAUGUUUACUUGUAUUUUGUUAUAUGCAUAAAUUUUGUAUAUAACAUUUUUUUCAGCACUUUGGCCAACAGCUGUUGUUUUCAAAUGUGCUCUCUAAAUAAAUAUGACUGACUGACUAAAGAAGAAACGUGUUUGCAAUAUUAAAUUAAAUAAAUAUAAUUUAAAUAAAUUAAAUCUUUUAAACUAAACUUAUCUCUUCUUAACCUCUUAAGAGAUGGAAAGCAAGCCAA
Messenger RNA from Triplophysa dalaica, 6012 nucleotides. RefSeq names its product zinc finger BED domain-containing protein 5-like. NCBI's taxonomy places the organism in Eukaryota, Metazoa, Chordata, Actinopteri, Cypriniformes, Nemacheilidae. The record is from RefSeq and is a predicted model, not a curated record. Bases 1356 to 2261 code for a protein of 301 amino acids. The transcript is spliced from 4 exons.